Terrapene triunguis (Three-toed box turtle) is the source of this 787-nucleotide messenger RNA. RefSeq names its product choline transporter-like protein 4. Gene Ontology annotation, cellular component: plasma membrane. Gene Ontology annotation, biological process: thiamine pyrophosphate transmembrane transport; choline transport. The record is from RefSeq and is a predicted model, not a curated record. NCBI's taxonomy places the organism in Eukaryota, Metazoa, Chordata, Testudines, Emydidae. Gene Ontology annotation, molecular function: thiamine pyrophosphate transmembrane transporter activity. The transcript is spliced from 3 exons. The annotation marks the transcript as partial.
GGUGGUGGUGCUGGAUAAGGUGACUGACCUGCUGCUGCUCUUUGGGAAGCUGCUGGUGGUGGGGGGCGUCGGGGUCCUUGGGUUCUUCUUCUUCUCAGGCCGGAUCGAGAUCUCCGACCCCCGGUUCCGCUCGCCCUCCCUCAACUACUACUGGCUGCCCAUCCUGACGGUGGUGGUGGGCGCCUACCUGAUCGCCCAGGGCUUCUUCAGCGUCUACAGCAUGUGUGUGGACACCCUUUUCCUCUGCUUCCUGGAGGACCUGGAGCGGAACGACGGCUCGGUGGAGAAGCCGUACUACAUGUCGACCUCCCUCAUGAAGAUCCUCAACAAGAAGAACAAGAAGGCGGAGACGAAAUAGCCCCCGCCAAGUGUGGGGUGCUGCCCCUCCCCCGCCACUCCAUUUCCUGUGGGGGAGCCCCCUUUGCCCCCCUGCCCGGUGGCCAUCUUGCAUUGCAGGUCCCUUCCCCUCGAUGGCGUCACUUCCUGUCGGCCAUAUUGUAGCGUAGGCCUGCUCCCCUCCCCUGCCCUGCCAACCUUCCCCUCGCGGGCAUUACUUCCUGUCGGCCAUAUUGUAGCGUGGGCCUGCUCCCUUUCCCACCAUUGCCAACCUUCCCCUCGCUGCUGUCACUUCCUGUCGGCCAUAUUGUAGUGUAGGCCUGCUCCCCUCCCCUGCCCUGCCAACCUUCCCCUCACGGGCAUUACUUCCUGUCGGCCAUAUUGUAGCGUGGGCCUGCUCCCUCUCCCCACCAUUGCCAACCUUCCCCUCGAUGGCGUCACUUCCUGUAGG